This is a messenger RNA of Pichia membranifaciens NRRL Y-2026, 804 nucleotides long. RefSeq lists its product as hypothetical. Gene Ontology annotation, biological process: mitotic sister chromatid cohesion. Gene Ontology annotation, cellular component: nucleus; chromatin. The coding region runs from base 1 to 804 and encodes 267 amino acids. The record is from RefSeq and is a predicted model, not a curated record. Gene Ontology annotation, molecular function: protein-lysine-acetyltransferase activity. NCBI's taxonomy places the organism in Eukaryota, Fungi, Ascomycota, Pichiomycetes, Pichiales, Pichiaceae. The transcript has a single exon.
AUGGCAGGGAAAAAGAGGUCAUUGGUGGGCAGCAAGAGACCAAAGCUUGUGCAGUCAGUUUUCGCCGCAAGGAAAUUGACACAGGUCACGUGCCCAGAAUGCAAUUUCCAGUACAUUUCUCGUGUGAAAGAAUCUGAAGAACAACAUCGUCUCUUUCACGAGGAGAAAAUUUCGGGUCUGAAAAUAACUAAGACAACAUACACCAAGUUGCUAUCGCAUGGCAUGAAAGUCGAAUAUUCCGGCAAUCAGAGUAGCUGGAGUAGCGAGAAGAUCGAGUGCUUUAUUGUCUCCUGUGUUGACCCGCAGAUAGUAAGAGUGGUUUCGGACAUGCUCAAGCACGUGAAUGAGCUGUGGCUCAACAGUACAAACAGCUCUAACAGCUGGAAAAAGCGUCCAGUGGAAAGCAAAGUUGUCCUUCUGGUGUCCAGUGCUCGUUCGGCAAAAGGCGGCAACCACCGUCUCAUCGGCAUAGUUACAACAGACCCACCGCCGCCAUUAUCGGCGUUCCUAUUGGGAUACCGCAUGCACGUCAGCACGUCGGCGGUGGAUAGAAAAGGACCGCCAUUGAAGCUUCAGCUAGGAGUCUCCCGCAUCUUUGUCAGCCAGAAGUACCGUCGCCACCAUCUCGCGACCUUCAUGCUAGAUUCACUGCUCGAACAUGCAGUCUACGGGACAACUCUAACGCCCUCGCAGGUUGGAUUCAGCCAGCCGUCCAAUGCCGGCUCUCGGCUGCUCAGCCACUGGUCUUCAGCUCCCUCCUCCUCUUCUUCUGACACAGUUCUUGUCUACGAAGAAGAAACAUGA